Messenger RNA from Engraulis encrasicolus (European anchovy), 1078 nucleotides. RefSeq lists its product as uncharacterized. The coding region runs from base 171 to 794 and encodes 207 amino acids. The transcript has 6 exons. The record is from RefSeq and is a predicted model, not a curated record. Gene Ontology annotation, cellular component: cytoplasm; membrane; mitochondrion. Gene Ontology annotation, biological process: mitochondrial ribosome assembly; cellular response to reactive oxygen species. Lineage: Eukaryota; Metazoa; Chordata; Actinopteri; Clupeiformes; Engraulidae.
ACAUUCCGGACUCUGAGAACUGUCUGACAGUUGUGGCCAGAAGCUGAUCAUUCAUUGGAUAAGGACAGUGAAGGUCCACCUCUGAUUGCCUCUCAGGGCCAAUAAGAAAAGCAACUGAUUUUCUCCACGUGUUGCUCUACCUUUGAGACUCAUUACGCACAGAAGGCAAAAUGCAGAAAGUGUGGGCUGCGUUUAAGUCCCAUCCCUACCUCAGCAACAUCACGGGCUACACAGCCCUGUUUGCCUCGGCCGACCUCAUACAGCAAAGCAUGCUGGGAGGACGUCAGGGGUCACAGGCAGUAGCCGAAUUAAGAGGUUAUGACGAUGAUACCCCUGCCGAGUCCAGAGCUGGACCACCUAAAGCCCCCCUGGGGGGUAUCGACUGGGCCCAGACAGCGCGUGUGGCACUGGUGGGAUUCUGUUUCCAUGCCAACUUCAACUACCAUUGGCUGCGGGCACUGGAGAGGGUAUGGCCAGGGGGAGGGGUCAAGAGAGUGACGCUUAAAGUGGUGGUGGACCAACUGGUGGCUGCCCCUGCCACCAUCAGCGCCUUCUACAUAGGCCUCAGUGCACUUGAGGGAAAAGAAGAUCCUUUUGAGGACUGGAGAAACAAAUUCUGGACUUCUUACAAGGCUGGAGUGGUAUACUGGUCAACUCUGCAGGCUGUGAAUUUCUCAUUGGUCCCACCUGUGGCUCGCACCGUGUUCGUAGGAGGAGUCGCGCUCACAUGGACUGUGUUCCUUUGCCACUUUCGGCAGCUGAAAAGUGACCCAGAGCCAAGCUCAACCUCAUAGCAUUAUUACCUCACCUGAAACAGAUGGACCAACCUCAGGGAACACUGACUACAGCAAAAUGGUGCAAGAUGGUGCAAAAUGGUGCAAGUCACAUUUUUAAAUAAUUGUUUUGGAGAAUGUUUUGUUGAAUCUGUGCAUCAUUGAAACAAUUUAGGUUUAGUUUUUUGUAACAAUUUAGAUUUUUUGUGUGCAUUGAUUUCACUAUCCCCAACCAAAAUAAUGAUUUUGUAAACACUGUUAAGCAGAAAGCUCGAUAUAAACUCAAAACAAUUUUGCUAUUUGUA